Aphis gossypii (cotton aphid) is the source of this 2290-nucleotide messenger RNA. Its product is annotated as nucleolar GTP-binding protein 1. Gene Ontology annotation, cellular component: nucleolus. Gene Ontology annotation, molecular function: GTPase activity; RNA binding; GTP binding. Bases 133 to 2130 code for a protein of 665 amino acids. The record is from RefSeq and is a predicted model, not a curated record. NCBI's taxonomy places the organism in Eukaryota, Metazoa, Arthropoda, Insecta, Hemiptera, Aphididae. Gene Ontology annotation, biological process: ribosomal large subunit biogenesis. The transcript has 11 exons.
AUUUUCUUUCCUUUUUUGAAAACAUUGAAACGCAGAUGCGUAGUUAGAAUAAUUUUUAAAUUUAUUCAUUUACUUUCAACUUUUAUUAAUAUAUAUAUUUUUUAUAUAAGUAAUUUAAAUUAAUCAGACAAUAUGCCUUUAUACAACUUCAAAAAGAUCACGGUCGUACCUACCGCAAAGGACUUUGUUAAUAUUAUGUUAUCAAAAACUCAACGUAAGACUCCAACUGUUGUGCAUAAACAUUAUAAAAUAUCCAGAAUACGGUCUUUUUAUACACGUAAAGUACGAUAUACUCAACAGAAUUUCAAUGAACGUUUGUCAAUGAUUAUUCAAGAAUUUCCCAAAUUAGACAAUAUUCAUCCGUUUUAUGCUGAUUUAAUGAAUAUACUUUACGAUAAGGACCAUUACAAACUUGCUCUUGGGCAACUUAAUCAAGCAAGACAUCUUAUUGACAAUGUUGGUAAGGAUUACGUUCGUCUCAUGAAAUUUGGUGAUUCAUUAUAUCGCUGUAAAAUGUUGAAGAAAGCAGCUCUUGGACGGAUGGCUACAAUUAUGAAAAGACAAGCUCCCAAUUUAGUUUAUUUAGAACAAGUUCGUCAGCAUUUGUCACGUUUGCCAUCAAUUGAUCCAUACACUAGAACAUUAAUAUUGUGUGGUUUUCCUAAUGUUGGAAAAUCCAGUUUCUUAAAUAAGAUAACUAGAGCUGAUGUAGAAGUCCACUCGUACGCAUUUACAACAAAAAGUUUGUAUGUUGGACAUACAGAUUACAAAUACUUACGUUGGCAAGUUGUGGACACUCCAGGAGUAUUAGAUCAUCCUUUAGAAGAAAGAAAUGUUAUUGAAAUGCAGGCUGUUACUGCUUUGGCCCAUUUAAGAGCUGCUAUUCUUUAUUUCAUAGAUGUUUCUGAACAAUGUGGUCACUCAAUUGCAGAACAAGUUAAGCUUUAUGAGUCUAUAAAACCAUUAUUUACCAACAAACCAUUAUUAGUUGUGUGUAACAAAGUUGAUGUUACACCUAUGGAUCAGUUGAGUGAGGCUAACCGUGAAGCAUUAAGUAUUUUUGAAAAAAAUAAUGUUCCACUCUUGUCAAUGUCUGCUGUAACUGAUGAAGGUGUUAUGGAAGUUAAACAGCAGGCCUGUGAUACUCUCUUAGCUUAUCGCAUUGAAAACAAAAUCCAAGCUAAGAAAGUUGAUUCUAUUUUGAAUCGAUUACAUGUAGCACUACCUAAAACUCGCGAUGAAAAAGUACGACCUCCUUGUAUACCAGGUAUAUUUUAUUUUAUGAAAUCAAUUUUUAAUUUUUUAAUAAUAUAUUUAUUUUUAUUAGAAAUGGUAUUGCAAAAACAAAGAUUGGCUGAACUACAAGAAUUUAAGAAGAAGCUUGAGAAAAAUUUGGAAGAUGAACUUGGAGAUGAUUAUAUUUUGGACCUUAAAAAGAAUUAUGAUCUACCUGAUGAUAUUAAAUAUGAUGUAAUACCAGAAUUUUGGAAUGGAAGAAACAUUGCAGAUUUCAUUCAUGCGGAAUUAUUGCAGAAAGUUGAAGAUCUUGAAAAAGAAGAAGCGCUUAGAGAAGAAGCUGGAUAUUAUGCUGUACCUAAAAUUGAAAUUGAUGAAACUUUGCGAGAAAUUAAAGAACUGGCUCAAAAGAUUAGAGAUCGCAAAAUUAUUAAUCGUAAUGAAAGUAGAAUAUCUCGACAAUCCAGUAAACCUACCACACCUAGAACUGCCCCAGCUCGAGCCCGUGGCCGUAGUGCUACAGACUUCAGAAACCGCAUGGAAGAUCUUGGUGUCGACAUGGAAGGGACUGAUGAAGCUCAUUUUACAAAAACUCGUGGUCGUGCUCGUUCAUUAACAAGAUCUCAGUCAAGAACAAAUGCCAAAAAACCACGUUUAGGAUCUAUGCAACGCUCAGUAUCAACAUCAAGAAGUCAGAGUAGAUUACCAAGAAAUCAAUCUGGUGUUCGUGACUCUUCGAUGCAAUUGAAACUUAAACAAGUGGCGCACAAAGCAAUUGCGAAGAAAGUUAAGAAGCAAGGUCUCAAAGGUGAAGCUGAUAGAUUCAUUGGAACUAAACGACCAAAACACUUGUAUGCUGGUAAAAGAGGCAUUGGCAAAACAGAAAGACGUUGAUUCAUUUACAUUUUACUUUAUUUUUUUUAAUGACUUUAUUAUUAUUAUUUUUCAAAAUUAAAAAGUAUUUUGAAUAAAUUUAAAAAAAAUAAUUGAAUAAUAUUUUGUACGUUAAUGUUAUGUAUAUGUUGGUUAAUAAACAUAGAUUUAACUUAACUAA